AGAAAGAGAAAGAGAAAGAAAUGAGAAUAUUGUCGUGAACCGGCACAUGGCAACAACAAUAUCUUCGGAUUAGAGUCUGAAUUCUCAAACUCUUGUUCACUCCAACACUCCAAACCCAACAACACUGAAUUCAAUUCAACUGUUUCCUUCUUUUGCGGUUUUGGUUUUGAAUCUAAGCCUCUAGUGUUCCGAAUUUACCGCCCAAUUUCCAAUCAUGGACUCGGUUGUUCUCCAUCUCGACCGUUUCCCUCUACUCUCCGCCACUCACCGCCCAACAUGGAAUCCACGCGCUGCCGCUUCCUUCCGCUGCUUCCACCGCUCCCUUCCUAUUCCAACCCUCCGUGGCUCGCCGCUUCUCGCUGCCAACAAUUCUGUUCCGCCAAAAAAUGGAGUGUACACUGUUGGUGACUUUAUGACAAAGAGAGAGGAUUUACAUGUGGUAAAGCCCACAACAACUGUGGAUGAAGCUCUGGAAAUGCUUGUUGAACAUAGGGUAACUGGUUUUCCCGUGAUUGAUGAUAAGUGGAACCUAGUUGGUGUUGUUUCAGAUUACGACUUGUUAGCACUGGACUCUAUAUCAGGUAAUGGGAGGAAGGAGAGUAGCAUGUUUCCAGAAGUUGACAGUUCUUGGAAAACUUUCAAUGAGGUGCAGAAUCUGUUGAGUAAGACAAACGGGAAGGUAAUCGGUGAAUUAAUGACUACUGCCCCUAUGGUCGUUCGGGAGAACACCAAUCUUGAGGAUGCUGCCAGGUUGUUGCUAGAAACAAAGUUUAGACGCCUUCCAGUUGUAGAUUCUGAAGGUAGACUGGUUGGGAUUAUCACCAGAGGAAAUGUUGUAGGAGCCGCUCUUCAAAUUAAACGAGCUAUCCAAAACAAAGCAUGAUAGGAUUUAGAAGACCAUUCAUUAAAUAAAUUGCUGGUUUUCUUGAUAGUGAUUUGAAUUAAGUGGCAGAAUAUUGCUUGAAUUAGAAUUAAAAUUUUGGCUUAGGCAUGUAUGUAAUAUGUAUUAUAUCUCAUGUUGUUUUAGCACCACACGAAUGUUUGUCAUUGGAUAUUGUCAUUCAUAAUAUUUUCAUUACUACAA
Messenger RNA from Lotus japonicus, 1084 nucleotides. Its product is annotated as CBS domain-containing protein CBSX1, chloroplastic-like. The coding region runs from base 215 to 883 and encodes 222 amino acids. The transcript is spliced from 8 exons. The record is from RefSeq and is a predicted model, not a curated record. Lineage: Eukaryota; Viridiplantae; Streptophyta; Magnoliopsida; Fabales; Fabaceae.